Molecule: messenger RNA, 1250 nt
Organism: Nannospalax galili (Upper Galilee mountains blind mole rat)
Lineage: Eukaryota; Metazoa; Chordata; Mammalia; Rodentia; Spalacidae
Gene: Nfkbib
Product: NFKB inhibitor beta
Exons: 6
Coding region: 97-1191 (364 amino acids)
Biological process (GO): signal transduction; cellular response to lipopolysaccharide
Cellular component (GO): cytosol
Molecular function (GO): protein binding
Source: RefSeq, a predicted model, not a curated record
UUGGGGAAAUUCCCGGCGGGGCGGAAGCACCGAAGCUUCAGCCAGAGCCAGGCGACUGGCAGGCGGUCGCAAGGGACCCCUGAGGUUGAAGGGGCCAUGGCGGGGGUCGCAUGCUUGGGGAAAACUACGGACGCGGAUGAAUGGUGUGACAGCGGCCUAGGCUCGCUGGGUCCCGACGCAGCGGCUCCCGGAGGACCAGGGCUUAGCGCCGAGCUGGGCCCGGAGCUGUCUUGGGCGCCCCUCGUAUUCGGCUACGUCACUGAGGAUGGGGACACGGCCUUGCACUUGGCCGUGAUACAUCAGCAUGAGCCUUUUCUGGAUUUCCUCCUGGGCUUCUCUGCGGGCACGGAGUACCUGGACCUACAGAAUGACUUGGGCCAAACAGCCCUGCACCUCGCAGCCAUCCUGGGAGAGGCAUCCACGGCAGAGAAGUUGUAUGCAGCAGGCGCCGGGUUGUUGGUGCCUGAGCGAGGGGGCCACACAGCACUGCACCUGGCUUGCCGCAUGCGGGCGCAUGCUUGUGCAUGCGUGCUUCUCCAGCCCCGUCCCAGGCGCCCAAGGGAAGUCUCAGAUACCUACCUCACUCAGAGCACGGACUACAGCCCCGACACCAGCCACACCCCUGUUGCUGUGCAUCCCGAAUCCAACCCUGAGAAGGAAGAGGAGCCAGAUGACAAAGAGUGGCAGCUGCAGCUAGAGGCUGAAAACUAUGAUGGCCACACCCCACUCCAUGUAGCUGUCAUCCACAAAGAUGCAGAGAUGGUCCGGCUGCUCCAGGAUGCUGGAGCUGACCUAAACAAACCGGAGCCCACAUGUGGACGGACUCCCCUGCACCUAGCAGUGGAAGCUCAGGCGGCCAGCGUGCUGGAGCUUCUCCUGAGAGCAGGUGCCGACCCCACCGCCCGUAUGUAUGGGGGCCGCACCCCACUUGGCAGCGCCCUGCUCCGGCCCAACCCCAUCCUUGCCCGCCUCCUUCGUGCACAUGGUGCCCCUGAGCCUGAGGACGAGGAUGACAAGCUUGGUUCUUGCAGCAGCCACAGCAGCAGUGGCAGUGACAGCGACAGUGACUGUGACAGCAGGGAUGAGGGAGAGGAAUACGAUGACAUCGUGGUCCACAGUGGCAGGAGCCAAAACCGGCUACCUCCCUUGCAGGCAUCCAAACCUCUUCCUGAUGACCCUGACCCCGCCUGACUUAAAUGCUCAUAGUAAUAUAAUUUCAAUUUAAUAAAUUUUCAGUUUUGACAACCAGA